AUGGUGGGCACCACUUCCGGGCAGAAAGCCAAUGGCAGAGUGCCCCGCACUGUUGGCGAGCUUCUACAAGACGUGGAAGUUAUCUGCCGGACGGAUGUUCAAGGAUUGGAUGCAGCAGGCGCCGAUACUGCGGCUGCUCGAUCAUUAGCUGCAGAGCUACUGGAAUGUUGCGACAAAGUUGCCAAGGCACAAAGGGCGAAACCAUCCCUCAGCAACGGACAGACAGCCAAAGGGAAGUUGCAGCACUCUCAGCGGCACAUGAUCGUGGCAUACGCGAUUGUUGUAUCUUUGACGCUUCCCUAUUAUGUAUGUGUGCGCUACCGAAGUUGGUUCGUGGACGAAGGCUUCGCCAUUUAUCGGAAUCCUGAUGCCCGAGGAGAGACGUUUGUUCUUGAGGUGCUUAAGCACGACUUCUGGGGAACAUCUCUCAAUCCACCAGAGGGUUACGUCACCCACAAGUCUUGGCGCCCUCUGAUAACCCUGAUGUAUGCUGCAGAGUGGCAGCUCUGUGCUCGAUUUGGCUACGCCGGUUUUGAAAUGAAACCAAUGCGACUUCUUAGUUGCCUGAUUCACAGUCUGAAUGCUGCGUUGAUGCUUGCUGUCUUGCUUCAGGCACGAAUACCACUGCGGUGGGCUGGGUUGGCUGCGGCAUUGUUUGCUACACAUCCUGUACACAUUGAAAACAUCGUGUACUUGGUGGGGCGUGCGGAUUCCUUCUCUACUACCUUCUACCUGCUCACGAUUCUCUUCUACUUGCGCAGCUUGAGGACCAUUACGCUGAGUCCGCUGCGGGCUUUGUGGUUCUAUGCUGUUCUGGCGGUGUUGAACAUUCUGUCGGGGCUCUGCAAGGAACCAGGCUUCACUGCUUUGUUUUUCGUUGCUUGCGUGGAAACAGCGCUGCGAUGCAGGUGGGGGCACGUCCUUGGUCUGCUGGCCUCCUUUGCUGCCAUAGCAGGAUUGCGAACUUGGUACGUUGGCGGUACGGAUGCAGGCUUUGGUUACGUGGACACCCCGAUACGUUACCAAGAUGCGCGGCUACAUGGUAGUGAGUCUCAAGCAUUGCUGGUGCGGACCUUGUCAUACCUGUUUCAGCACGGGUACUACGCGCAAUUGCUGGUUCUCCCCUGGAACCAGUCGUGGGACUACUCGUACGAAUCCUUGCCCAUGGUGACAAGUGUUGCAGAUCUUCGGCUCCAACUGAUCAUUGCAGCCUACUUGUCGGUGGCAGCCUUGGCAUGCCACGGGAUGCGUCUGCGCGGAAAGUGCCCCUCCGUGCUCAUGGGACUCGGCCUCAUCGUCGUUCCAUUUGUUCCCAUGUCAAACCUCUUCUUUCUGGUCGGUACAACAAUUGGGGAACGGUUGCUUUAUCCGCUCACGGCAGGCUGGUCGCUUGUAGUAGGCGGUCUUGGUAGCCGAUGCUCCUGGCGAUGUGCGUGGAUAGUCGCUGCUGCUGGUCUUUCAGUGUAUACAAUCAAUUCGAACAUCCGCAUGUCUCAUUGGGAGUCCCCAGCAGUUCUCUUCCUGAAGGAUGCUCAGCACUGGAACGGAAGUGUGAAAGUGCUACAUGCAAAAGCCUCUGAGCUCCAGGCGCUUGGAGAGCUGGAGGAGGCUUUGCACUAUUACCAGAAGUCCCUGGAUAUCUUCGACGACCAGGCUAUCACUGACUACUGCAUUGCCCGGAUCUUGAUCAACUUAGGCCGCUUCACCGAAGCUCACCAGCGUUUCGAGAAGAUUUUGAAUGGGCACGGUAUCGGACUCCACGAUGGCAACGACUUUUUGUGGAUGACAGACCUGGGGUACUUGCUGGUGCAGCUGGGUUCCGAUCAGAACGGUGCCCAUUACCUUCAGGAGGGGCUGAACCGUAUGCCCUAUAAUUGCUAUGGCUGGAAUGCACUUGGUGUGGCACAGGCACGGCAAGGUCAACUGGAGCAAGCGCAUGCAUCGCUGACUCAGAGCUUGCAAUGUGACCCUGAGUCGGCUGUCACGUGGAGUAAUCUGGCUGUUCUAUACGCCUAUGGCAAUGCAGGAGAACAAGCGUCAGAGGCCCUCCAGCAGGCACUGCGCCUGAAUGCUUCGCAUCCUGCAGUAGCACACAACCUUCAAGUACUCCAAGGCUUAUCCCCACACCUACAGCCCAGAUUUGAGCUUUACAUUCCAUAUCCCGGACGUGGUGGCAGAUAG
Symbiodinium natans is the source of this 2181-nucleotide messenger RNA. NCBI's taxonomy places the organism in Eukaryota, Dinophyceae, Suessiales, Symbiodiniaceae. The record is from the annotation of a GenBank genome assembly.